Molecule: messenger RNA, 1640 nt
Organism: Drosophila obscura
Lineage: Eukaryota; Metazoa; Arthropoda; Insecta; Diptera; Drosophilidae
Product: thiamine transporter 2
Exons: 6
Coding region: 273-1625 (450 amino acids)
Biological process (GO): transmembrane transport; vitamin transport
Cellular component (GO): plasma membrane
Molecular function (GO): vitamin transmembrane transporter activity
Source: RefSeq, a predicted model, not a curated record
ACAGCAAAUUAGCGGAAACUUUUCAUCGGAUCUCCCUAGCGGCUCCUCCUCGAUGUGUGUGAAGUCAGCGACAGGCAGGCCCACAGACACAUUGCGACCAGUCCAUGUAGGUUUUGCUCGUUGCAAAAAUCUAGCGUCGUGUCGAAUCGCGAGUUGUGCUGAUUAUAAAGACGUCGAAACGAAAUCUCUAUAGUCAGAGAGACACCGCACUAGCAUUAUCGCUGGAGAGCAGUAUCUAUCGCGUUUAGAUUCGAAUUGGCAGCCGCAGCGGGAUGGAGUCGUGGCUGAAGAUAUCGUGGGUAUUAUGCAUAUUCGGUUUCCUGCGCGAGAUCCGUCCCUCGGAGCCGUAUCAUGCGGAGAUAUUGAUGAGUGACUGGUAUCAAGUUACCCAGGAGGAGAUCAAUCGUUCCGUCUAUCCCGUGGGCACCUACUCCUAUCUGGCUCUACAAAUCUUUGUCUUUCUCAUCACAGACUUUCUCAGAUAUAAGCCUGUGAUCAUUGCCAAUGCCCUGACGGGCAUCUUAGUCUGGAGUACGCUGCUUUGGACUACAACACUGACGGGCCUGCAGGUGGUUGAGGUGUUCUACGGCUUCUAUCAGGCCGGUGAGGUGGCCUACUAUGCGUACAUCUAUGCCAAGGUCGAAAAGAAGCAUUAUCCGCGUGUCACCUCCUACACCCGUUCGGCCAUGUUCCUGGGAAAGUUAGUGGGCGGCCUCCUCGCGCAACUUAUGAUUGGCAUGCAGUGGAUGGUGUACCGGCAGCUCUACAUUAUCAGCAUUACAACUCAAGUACUGGCGCUUGUUUGGUCAUUCGGUCUGCCAAAGGUCGAAAAGAGUCUGUAUUUCCAUAGCCAAUCGGGCGCUGGGAAAAAUGACACAAAGUCCGAGGCAGGAGCCAUUGAGAAUGGUUCAAAUAAGCCAGAGGAAACGGUGGCAAAGCCUUCAGCUGCCACAAAGCAAAACUUUCAUGCCUUGCAGCUACUUUGGUCCCACUUCCACAGCGCCUACACAAAUCCCACGGUGCUGCAGUGGAGUCUAUGGUAUGCCAUGACCCUGGCGGGCUUUCUCCAGAUCAGCACCUACAUGCAGGUGCUGUGGAAGUCCUACAAUGAGCCUCCAAUUGCAUGGAAUGGAGCUGUGGACGCUGCACUGACGGCCCUGAGUGCAAUCUUUUCGCUGCUGGCGGGAUACUUUCCUGCAAGUCGCCUGAAGACGCGCACCAGCUUUCUGACGAUAGCUUUGCUGUCCCUACUGGAGGGUGGCUGUAUAUUGCUGUCAUCUUGGACAAGCAAUAUAUACUAUUCCUACCUGGGCUAUGUUCUUUUCGGCGGUUUAUUUGCUUUUACCAUAACGGUGGCCAGCUCUGAACUGGCCAGCAACCUGGUGGAGGACAGCUUUGCCUUGGUCUUUGGCUUCAACACUUUUAUUGCGCUCCUUUUACAAUGCAUCUUGACUUUUGUGGUUGUUUCGGAAAAUGUCAAUCUCAAUUUGAACGUUUUUGAACAGUUUACCGUUUAUGCCUUCUAUUUUAUGGUGGUUGGCAUUAUUUAUUUUAUAGUCACUUUACUGCAGUGCGCCUGGUCUUGUGCAAGAGGCCCUAAAACCAAUAAAGAGGUUGUAAAUUGAUCAUUUUUUUGGCUU